Manihot esculenta (cassava) is the source of this 725-nucleotide messenger RNA. RefSeq names its product thioredoxin H1. NCBI's taxonomy places the organism in Eukaryota, Viridiplantae, Streptophyta, Magnoliopsida, Malpighiales, Euphorbiaceae. Bases 23 to 463 code for a protein of 146 amino acids. The record is from RefSeq and is a predicted model, not a curated record. The transcript is spliced from 3 exons.
AAACAAGCUGAAGAGGCUAUAAAUGCUGCUCAGAGGAUGUCGCUUCUCGUCGAAGGAAAUUAUCAACUUCAGAGCAAUCGUUAAAUCCAAGAAGAAAACUAGCAUACAAAACUCAGAGAAAAUGGCUGAAGAGGGACAAGUGAUUUCCUGCCACACCGUUCAGGGUUGGACCGAGCAGCUCGAGAGGGGACAGCAGAGCAAUAAACUGAUUGUGGUGGAUUUUACUGCUUCCUGGUGUGGGCCUUGUCGUCUUAUCGCUCCAAUUCUGGCAGAUUUGGCCAAGAAGAUGCCCAAUGUCACAUUCUUGAAGGUGGAUGUGGAUGAAUUGAGGUCUGUUGCUGAGGAUUGGGCUGUUGAAGCAAUGCCAACUUUUAUGUUCUUGAAAGAAGGAAGAAUAGUUGACAAGGUUGUGGGUGCCAAGAAAGAGGAACUGCAGGCGACCAUUACAAAGCAUGCCACUUGAGGCGGCAGCGGCAUCAUAGAUGAAGCAUUCUGGGUCUUCAAUGGUCUUCAAGGAAUGCCUGCUCACUACAGUGUAGUGUUCUUAUAGAUAUAAAAAUGACACUAGUGUGUUUAUGAAAUUGCUGAACUGUGUUCUUCAUAUCGUUGUUAUUUGGUCGUAUGAGGCCAUUCCUUGGCAUGUUUAAUAUGUACUUUUUUCUAUUGCAUUGUCAUGCUCAUUAUAGGUGCAGAGCUUUCUAUGAAGAAGAUUUGUGUUGCUUGUA